Homarus americanus (American lobster) is the source of this 3639-nucleotide messenger RNA. It is a transcript of the gene Nab2, whose product is annotated as zinc finger CCCH domain-containing protein 14-like. The transcript has 18 exons. Lineage: Eukaryota; Metazoa; Arthropoda; Malacostraca; Decapoda; Nephropidae. Gene Ontology annotation, biological process: regulation of mRNA stability. Gene Ontology annotation, molecular function: metal ion binding; poly(A) binding. Gene Ontology annotation, cellular component: cytoplasm; nucleus. The record is from RefSeq and is a predicted model, not a curated record. The coding region runs from base 71 to 3016 and encodes 981 amino acids.
GUUAUUAGCAGCAGAUGUUUACAUUGGGAGGUUUACAUCUCUUGACCUGUGGUUAUUGUUUUACUUACUGAUGAUGGAAGGUGUUGGUUCAGAAGUCAGCCACAAGAUAAGGUCUGCCAUAAAGGCAAAGCUGGUGGAGCUGGGAACUUAUGUUGAUGAAGAGUUGCCAGACUACAUCAUGGUGCUGGUGGCAAACAAGAAGACCAAAGACCAGAUGGAUGAUGACUUGAGUCUGUUUUUGGGCCACAACACAGAGCGUUUUACCUCCUGGCUACACCAUGUCUUACAGAAGUUAAAUGCCGCUGCACUCCUACAAGUUACAUCAACACAGCAACAGCCAGAAGAACCAAAGAAAAAGGAUAUUGAAGAGGAGAAGAGGAGAGAGAGAGAAGAUGAGAAGAAACGGGAGAGGGACGAGGAGAAGAAACGGGAAAAGGCAGAAGAGAUGAAACGGAUGAGAGAUGAGGAAAAGAGGAAGGUGAAGGAGAAAGAGAAAACAGACAAGAAAAGAAAAUCAAGUGAGAGAAAAGUUGAAAGGAAGGAAAAGAAAGUGAAAAAAUCAACCGAGUCGCCAGAUUCCCAAGACAAAGCAGCCAAGGAGAGGAAAGCUGCCAAUGAACCAGUGAAACAAGUCAAGGUCAAAGAUUCCGCGGUAAAGGAAAAGGAAAGCAAGGAGAGAGUUCGAACACACUCGUCCACCAGGGAGGAACCAACCUCCACAGACAAGGUGUCGUCGUCAGUAGCAGCGGUCGCAGCACCCGAAACGGCUUCGACUAAUCCGGAAAAAAAUCCUCGGAAGCUGAAGUCACACGUCAGGGGGAAAGUGUCUUGUGCCGAGAUAUUUCGGGCAGAAGCAAUGGGUGGCGGAGAACAGCUGAAAGAGGAGGAGGAAGAAGACAUUGUGGAAGACAUGUUGGUUCUAAGGGCGGAUGUCGAUGAAUUGGGUCUUGAACUGGAGGAAGAACCAGUACCUAAGAAAAUCAAAUUGGAACAGAGACAGAAAAUCACUGCUCCCAGAAUUGAGGGUCGAGUGGAAGUGAAGACUGAGGCAAAAAUAGACUCCAAGGUUGAAACUAAACAGAAAAUAAAAUGUAAACCAGAUUCCGGCCCGGCUCGUGUGUCCGCCAAAGAAAGAUUAGGAGCGGCUGUGUUUCCUAAGUCCGAACAGCCAAGAGACAAGCCCUCCAUAUUGGACCGCCUCGGUAGUGCCCCAUCAAGUGGAAGGCGUGUGAUCAACCUGCGAGAAGAAUCAAGUUUUCCCCCUCGCCCAGAGUCUAGCAGUAGUAGCAGCAAUACAGGCAUGGCUCGGGCAGUGUCUAGUGCCAUAUCUUCUGCUCAUAGAUCUGUGUGUGCGUUGCCUUCCUCUUCAAGCUCAACAGGCAAAAAAUUAGAGGCACGUGUGAGACCUCUCAUGUCCAAACAAGUUGAAUCUAGUCAUGAAGGAUCGGGCCGGGAAGCGUCUACAAGAGAUGGGGCUCAGAGUCGAGAAGAGUCGUCCAGAGAGAGUUUUAGUCGAUCCGUCUCAGGUCGUGUCGUUUCAGCUGUUGGAGCCGUGUUGAGGAGACCGCAUAGUCAGGUGAACUCUGACGAGGAGGAGUAUGACCCUAAGAAACCUCAACUAAGUGGCAUGGCAAGUAAGGUGGAGGUCACCCCACGGCCGAGACGUCCUGGAGCCAUACAGGCCAACACUGCUCUCAUUCUACGAGCAAUGGCUGAUGCCCACAAAUCAGUCAACAGGCCGUGUCGACGCUCAGCGGAUAAACCAGAGGUGCCCCAGAAGAAACAGAAGGGUAAACUGUAUACACGAAGUUACAGAGAGAGAGAACAGGCCCGCCAGAAAGACAUCCCCCCUCAGGAAGAAGCUCCUCCCACAGAAGAUGAAGUCAGGAUACGUAAGAUAGCCAUCACUGUACCUAAUGCUACACGGAAGGAGAGCGAGAAGCAGCUGAAGGAAGAGAAAAAGGACAAAGAAGUUCCAGUGAUGCCAGAUAUAAUAAGUACAACUGAAGUCAUAGAGAAAGAUGAAGUCAUAGAAAGUAGCAGUAUUGUUGCUCAGGAGGAAGAGGAGUAUGGGCCAGCUCUUCCAGAUAAUGGAUAUGGUUUAGAAGAAGUGGAGGAGGUGGAGGAGGAGGUGGUAGAUGAAGGCAUUGAAGAAGAUCAACCCAAUUUGCCCACUGUCUCCCAGCACCACAAACUUCACGCUGGUCCUGGAGUGGAGAACACCAAGUUUAUUGUGACGCUGGAGGGUGUUGAUACAGGUGUCUUCUCUGUCAAAGAUGACCUCAGAUCACGUCUAGGAUCCCCACCUGCACCCACAGAUAGUCUAGAGGUCGUGGAGGAAUAUAUUGAAGAGGUGGAGGAGCUGGAAGAAGAGGAAGAAGAGACCACCAUUGAAAUUUGCCGCGAGACAAUACAACCGGUUGUCGGACACAGUGCAGGUGUUAAAUCUCGCCUCAAGGGUGUGGCCUCUGUUAUGUCAGGUCUGCCAGAUGGUAGUAAUAAAGAGCGAUGUAGAUUCUGGCCGUUGUGCAAAGCUGGAGAGUCAUGCCCCUAUCAUCACCCUACAGUUCAGUGCAAGAAGAUGCAGGUUGGGUCUUUUCCUACAUGCAAGUUUGGUGAUAAAUGCCUGUACGUUCACCCUAAUUGUUUGUUUGAUGGAGCUUGUACCCGCAUGGGCUGCCCAUACACCCAUGCCAGUUCUCGAAACUUGGCUCUUGCAUCAGCUGUGGUGACUCAGAAGCACAAGAUUGUUGCUCAAGCCCGACCAUCAAAAAUCAAGUGCAAAUUCUUCCCUAAGUGCACUAACAUGGCAUGCCCCUUCUUACACCCAAAGGCCUGCUACUAUGGAGCAUCAUGUGCACAACCAAACUGUCCCUUCACUCACCCGCCCAUACCCAGGGGAGCUAAACUUAAAUGGAUUGCUCCCAAGGCCACUACAGCACCAGUCUCAACCACUGAUGCAUCUCUGGAUAAAGUUAAGGAAAUAGAAAGACAAGAUCCAGUCAUAAUGCAGUAGUAUUAUACUGUAUAGGUUUAUUCAUAUGGGAAACAGUAGCUGUUAAUAUAAUAUUCACUUAUAUUACAUUGUAUAAAAGUACUUGAUGUGCAAUCUGCUACAAAUGAUAACUAUUGUGACCUUUUGAAUGAUAAUUUUUCUUACAGCCCUUCUCAAGUACAGUACAGACAUCCCUCAAUAUACGAUCAGGAUGCAUUCCUGAAAACCCGAUCAUUAAGUGAAUGAUCGUACAGUAUACAGUAAUCUCCACGUUAGCUGGAAUCCCCAGUCCCUGUAGCUCACCAAAGGCCAGAAUUGAAAUUGGCCCAGAAUUUGGUCCCCGUCAUUAUAUUGUGUCAAAAUACUGUACAGGUGCUCCCUUACUUACGACUGCUUGGACUUACGUCCAUCGGUACUUACGACCUGCUCUGACCUUACGACCGAGGCAGUCAUGACCAAAAAUAUUUUCAAAUGACGCGUGCAUUUUCUAUACCGAAGCAUUUCUGUCCUGGGCGAGAGUGUGGCGGGCGGGCUUGGGUCGCUGCGUGGGUGCACUCACUCAGUGGAGCGCUUAGUUGGUGUUUGGCUAUCGUAUCCUAUACUGAUCGCGCUGUGAACUUUCGUUAUUAUCGUAUUUAAUUGAC